Messenger RNA from Triticum urartu, 465 nucleotides. Lineage: Eukaryota; Viridiplantae; Streptophyta; Magnoliopsida; Poales; Poaceae. The record is from RefSeq and is a predicted model, not a curated record.
AUGGUUUUGGAGGACGAAAGCAGCGACGACCAUUCUAGCCUCCCGUACAUGCAGUCUUCCUCCACAGACGUCUCAACGAGGUCAGUCCCUUUCAGCAUUGAAGAUCCAGAUUACAAGGGGCUUGAGCUGGAUGUGAUGUCCCCAUGUGAGAAGCACGGCAUGGCAUCUGAGAGGCUUGUUGCCUUUGAAGGAACAGACACAGGCAGGAGGUUUUUAGCAUGUGCACAGCCGGAAGGUAGCAAUUGUGGCUUUGUUGAAUGGGUUGAUCACCAGUGGCCCCCAACAAUGCAGAAUGCAUUGUUGAAGCUAUGGGCAAUGGUUGAAGAUGCCAAAAGUGCUAGGGUGAAUGACAAUCUUAAAAGUUCUUUCACUAUCCACCAUCUGACAGAAGAGAAGAACAAGCUGGAGGCCAACUAUGACAAGCUAGUCCAAGAUGUGCAUCAGCUUAUGAGCUUCCAGGGAUAG